This is a messenger RNA of Symbiodinium pilosum, 198 nucleotides long. NCBI's taxonomy places the organism in Eukaryota, Dinophyceae, Suessiales, Symbiodiniaceae. The record is from the annotation of a GenBank genome assembly.
GACAUCUUCUACGAAGACGAUGUCAACAUGGGGAUGAUGCCCGGGUCGGGCCUCAAGAGUCCCCGGUACAACGUGGAUGACAUCCCCGUCGACCGGCUGCACCUGGAGCGCGCGCUGGAUGACGACAGCGCCGCCAGGGGAGUGACGGGCCACAGAUACAUGCACGAUGAGAACAAGCUCAUCAAAAAGAAGUACAAG